Molecule: messenger RNA, 2325 nt
Organism: Chionomys nivalis (European snow vole)
Lineage: Eukaryota; Metazoa; Chordata; Mammalia; Rodentia; Cricetidae
Gene: Hnrnpc
Product: heterogeneous nuclear ribonucleoprotein C
Exons: 11
Coding region: 408-1352 (314 amino acids)
Cellular component (GO): nucleus
Molecular function (GO): RNA binding
Source: RefSeq, a predicted model, not a curated record
CUCGGCGGCGGAGGAGCUCGGGGGCCAUUUUGUGAAGAGACGGAGAGCGAACGGUCGUGCGCUGCCCGCCCGCUGGAGCUUCGGUCUCGGCACGGACCCGCAGCAGUAGCGGCCGUCUCUUCCUCCUCCUUCCUCCCGGUUACAAAUCACUCGAAAUAUAUAUGUUAGUGGAACUUUGCUUGAGGGCAGCAAGGCGAACCCCAUCCUUACUCACUGGAGCUCAGCUUUGAUUUUUAACUUCCCUUCCCCACCCUUCCAGAACACACACAUUCAUUCCAAAAUUGAUUUUAUAAAGACAUUUUAAACAUAAUGAUGCAACUUGGUGUGCACUACAGCAAAUAUACAGUGAGAUUUUUUUGAUCUUCAGCUACAUUUCAGCUUUGUGAGAAACUUUAUCAACAAAGAAGAUGGCCAGCAACGUUACCAACAAGACAGAUCCCCGAUCCAUGAAUUCCCGUGUAUUCAUUGGGAAUCUCAAUACUCUUGUGGUCAAGAAGUCUGAUGUGGAGGCAAUCUUUUCAAAGUAUGGCAAAAUUGUGGGUUGCUCUGUGCAUAAGGGCUUUGCCUUUGUCCAAUAUGUUAACGAAAGGAAUGCCCGGGCCGCUGUAGCUGGAGAGGAUGGCAGAAUGAUAGCUGGCCAGGUUUUAGAUAUUAAUCUGGCUGCAGAGCCAAAAGUGAACCGAGGGAAAGCAGGUGUGAAACGAUCUGCAGCGGAGAUGUACGGGUCAGUACCAGAACACCCUUCUCCGUCCCCUCUACUCAGUUCCUCAUUUGAUUUGGACUAUGACUUUCAACGGGAUUAUUAUGACAGGAUGUACAGUUACCCAGCACGUGUUCCUCCUCCUCCUCCUAUUGCUCGAGCGGUGGUGCCUUCUAAACGCCAACGUGUUUCUGGAAACACCUCUCGGAGGGGCAAAAGUGGAUUCAAUUCGAAGAGUGGACAACGGGGCUCUUCUUCCAAAUCCGGAAAAUUGAAAGGUGAUGACCUUCAGGCCAUUAAGAAGGAGCUGACUCAGAUAAAACAAAAAGUGGAUUCUCUGCUGGAAAGCCUGGAAAAAAUUGAAAAAGAACAAAGCAAACAAGCAGACUUGUCCUUCUCCUCCCCAGUAGAGAUGAAGAAUGAGAAGUCGGAGGAGGAGCAGAGCAGUGCCUCUGUGAAGAAAGACGAGACGAACGUUAAGAUGGAGUCUGAGGCUGGCGCAGAUGACUCUGCUGAGGAGGGCGACCUGCUGGAUGACGAUGACAAUGAGGAUCGAGGGGAUGAUCAGCUGGAACUGAUCAAGGACGAUGAAAAAGAAGCUGAGGAAGGAGAGGAUGACAGAGACAGCGCCAAUGGGGAGGAUGACUCCUAAGCACAUAGUGGAGUUUAGAGAUCUUAUCCUGUUAUUAUUCAUUUACCUAGGCGCUUGUGAGAGAUGGAAGUAACACCAGAUCCUCUCCCCUAGUGUCUUCAGCACAGUCUCACUGUUCACCCUCUCCCUUUCCUGUGUUCAUUGAUUCAUAAUUGCCUUGCGCCUAGUUCCAUUCUCACUUCCUUUGAUGCUCCUUAGUAGUUUUGUUAAGUCUUACCCUGUAAGUUUUGCUUUUAAUUUUGAUACCUCUUUGACUUAACAAUAAAAAGAUGUAUGGUUUUUAUCAACUGUCUGCAAAAUAAUCUCUUGUUAUGCAGGGAGUACAGUUCUUCCCAUUCAUAUAAUUUCAGUAGUUGCUUCCCUAACUGCAGAGGCAUCUCAUUUACUUGUGAUCCCUGAGAGCAGCUUUGCAUUAGAGGUGUGUGUUUCCCUCACUUGAGUGGGGCUGUUCAACACGAAUGUAACCAUGUAUUUUUGUGAAUGAGAGUUGGCAUGUUGAAUGCAUCUUACAGGAAAAUAGUGUAAUAGUCUUAAUAUUUGUUUUCUAAAGUUAAUACCAUGGGUUAUUUUUGUGAACAGCCUGAUGUUUGGGAUCUUUUUCUCAAAAUAAACAAUUCCUUAUUAAACCAGGAAUUUAAAGGAAAAAACUGAUUUUUAUUAUAAUUGCUUUUUUUAAUUGACUUCCGCAAAUCUUACCAGAUUAUAUUAAACAGUUUUUUUGAGUCAUAAUCAUGUGUAUCAAUAUAAAUUAAGAUAAUUUCAAGAUGAAUGUUAACUUAAUAAUAUUGACAUGGAGUGGUUUAUUGUUUCAGUUACUGUUUAGAAGCCUAGUUAAUUUUUAUUGGAUUCCCAUCCUUGCCUCACAGUUACUGAAUAUAGGAAAGUAUUUGUCUUUCAGAAAACUGAGAGUACAAUGAGGGAGGGCUCAUCAAUCAGUAUGAGCUUACCCUUGCUAGAUUAGUUUUAGUCAUUG